AUGAGUUCUAGACUGAUCGCCAAGAGCUGUAUACCCCCGUUGCACCCUCGAGUUCGAGGCGGCCAAUCGAGCGGAUCGAAUACUAGACGUCAUACUGUACAACGCGGAUGGCUACCGACUUCAAAUAGAGCUUCAGCAGCAUUUCCAGCGGCAGAGAUGCAUAGCGCGCCUUAUUUCAAGUGCACGAUUCCCACAGGCAGGAUCAGGAUCGCGUCGCUAUCACACUGCCUUAGAAGGACGUUGGGAUCAUGGACAGCGGCUAAUCUGAGGUCGUCUUCAGCACGACCAUAUUCCACCUCCAUAAUCACCCCGCUACUACGCCUGGAUACCUCAGCGCAUAUCACACAAUUUCCGCGGCAUCAUUCAAAACCAUCUAUGCACCCGUCAAUGCCUACCGGCCGAUCUUCUCAGCAAAAACUUUUUACCUCAGCGACCUUAAAGCAGAUUUCGUCAACAGAGUCAACGGUCGCAAGGAAUGCGUCUUUGGAGUCUACACCAACAAGAGCAUCAUCUGAGCUGUCACCGUGGCAAUUUCCACAGACACCAAUACUGCCUCUAAAGAAAUCGAAAUCAAAACACCUUUAUGGACCGCUACCUCUGCCAGUUACUCUAGAAGCGUCCAAAUUCAACACGACUUUACCAUCAACAAAACCUUCUCCUUCGUCAAUCGGCAACGUAUCGACGACUGCCACAUCUCAACUGGUAUUCCCGCCACUGCCAGCUGUUCUUGGAUCCCAGCCUUUGUAUUACCUUGCUAAGAGAUUCCCCAUUCUGGCAGAGCAGGAACUCAAGGCUUUACCCAACAAGACGGCGCUAGACUACUCGAGCUUUCUGUUGGGCGCUACAAGAACCGCAUAUCCAUCUGCAACAACUCUCCGCGCGGUUAUCCGUCAGUUCAGGAAUUUUUUGAAAGAGUCAGCUCGGCAGCUGAAAGCCUCACCUUCGACAUUAGUGUAUAUGGAACUGCCCAGGGCGAGGAUAUGGACUCAGAUGAUACGAGGGUUGAUCUGGCUGAAGCAAUACCGACGAGCUCGAGUUGCUAUUCACGCAAUGCAGAAACUGGGGAUCAAACCAACUGGAUAUGCAUGGCGUGGAAUUUGUCGUGGCUGGAUUGAGCAAGGAGACUUGGAUCGUGCGGAGGCAUUGGCUGCGCAGGUCUUUAUGAGGCCUGAGAUCUCGCACGACUAUCAACUGGAGGAAAAGCCAUAUUACUUCGUAGACAUGUCGGAAUCAGCACAGGAUCCUGCACGUCUAAAGCAUCGGUCACCCAUGUCACCCAACUCAGCACCUCUUUGCCUGGUGAUUGAGGCACUGGCCGAGUGCGGAGAGAUGGAACGGGCCAGAUACUGGUUUGAUCGAAUCCCUAAGCACGAGAUGACAGAUUUGCUGACGAGUAGCAUGGUGGCCGGAUACCUCAGGAUGGGUCUGCAACAUAAGGCACAGGAGGUCAUUCGGAUUAUGGCAAGAUGUGGAGUCAAGCCAACGGCUAUUGUUUUCAACCCGAUCGUGGAACAUGCGGCCAAGAACAUAGGCAUGGAGGUGGCAGAAGAAUUGGUGCGGGACAUGAUCGAGCGCGGCAUUUUUUUGAACCUUUUCACCUACAAGGCAUUGAUUCGCGGAUAUAUUGCUACAGGACAGAAGGAUAAGGCCUUGAGUUGUCUCGGUCGGAUUGGCGCCUCGGGACUUGAGACAGACAGGGCAUUGGGCCGAAUUUUGUUGGAUGGUUUCUAUGACAUAGGCACCCUGCGCAAAGGAGACUGCGGUCCACCUGCGAUCUGCGAAGUCAACAAGACACAGGAAAUGGAGGACGAAUUUGGAAUGGACAAUCUUGAGUUUGUAAAGAGGCCAGGGUGGAGCCAGCGAUGCAUAGCAUGGAUUCAAAGCCGCAAGUAUGAGCAACUGGAGGAGGCACUACAGCAGGUUUCGGAUCUUGGCCGCCUGAGAACCGAUGCGGAGGCUGUCCAAGUCAUUAAAGCGCUUACAGAUCAGCAGGAGAUGGCUAGAGCACGAAACUGGUUUGACCAAUUAGUGUCGUCAGGCGGGUCAUGGCAGGACGAACCUAUACUGGAGGAUUUGAUGCACCACAUGGUCUCGGGAUAUCUUCAGACGCGUCAACCAAAAGAAGCAGAGGCAGUACUUUGGGCCGGCUCGCAACGGGGGGCUCAGCCUAAGCUUGACACCAUCAACUUGAUGCUUAGGUGGUCGACCUUGCACGGAGAAAUGCAGGAUGCCGAAGAUAUGGUUCAAAGAAUGAUACAGUCGAACAUCACGCCCAAUCUGCAGACUUUCGACGUUCUAUACGAGGGUUAUGCCUCGCGAGGCGCAUUAGGAUCACUGCAAGAAUGUAUGGUCAGGAUGGAGGAGGCAUUUCCUGGGCACGUGGAUCAAAGCCCAUCGACCAAGGAGCUGCGGAACCUCCUAUUUGGCCGACAAGAACCCCGUCCUGUGGAGGAGGAAUCGUUUGCCACACCGACUUCGCCAACCUCAUCUUCUUCUGGAAUUUUGGAUGCUCUUUGUGCGCGAUGGACAGAACAGGACCGAUUAGCACAAGCAGACCAAUUCGUGUCCGAGCUCGUAUCGAAUCCGAACGUGCCUAUCAGCAAGAUACCAUUUUCGACCCUGAUUCAGGGUUGGAUCGACCAAAGUCAGCGGAAUAAGGUUUCAUCAUCUGCUAUGCAAGCCAUUGCUCAAUCGCAAUCGCGUUCAGGAACUUCGAGGACGCUUGCGCCUUCUGACUCAAGGGCGCCGACAUCGUCCUCAGUCCCUAGUAGCGAAAGUCUCAACCACGAAUUCCGUCUUCGACAGGAGAGCGUGGGCCAAAUGCGCAAGGCCCGUUACUGGUUCGAGAAGGUCCCGGAGGAGCAGCGGACGCUGGAUUUGGUGAACAGGAUGAUUGGCGGAUACAUGGCCCUAGGCCUGGAGCACGAAUCCGAGCACAUGAUCCAAUGGCUGGCCUCACAUAAGAUCAAACCCGACGUGGUUACUUACAACCACAUUUUGGAGCACACAGUGCUACACGUAACCAUGCCUGCCGCCGAGACGCUUGUCAACAGGAUGCAGAAGGGAGGAAUUACGCCCAAUGUCGAUACCUGGAACUUGCUGAUUCGUGGUUAUGUGAUACGAGGGCAGUCGAUCAAGGCCCUGUGGUGCCUGGAUCGGAUGACUGGCAAGUGGACUCCACCCUCGUCCGCUCGAGCGAAAUUGGAAUCUCCGGCACAAGCCAGAUCUGCCAAGUCCAAGACACGCGAGAUGAUUGAGACAUACGAUCGUGAGAUCCUGGAUGUGGUCAUUGACGAUGAUAUGCCGGACGAGGAUAUUGAAAGCGAUGCUAUCGUUCCAACUAGACAAGCGCGCCGAUCUCUGCGGCGGCCUCAGGAUACUGUUGAGCCUGUUGUUGGCUUUGUAGAACCGAACGAGAUGACGGAGCAGCUGAUUUUGGCAGGAUUCGGCCCGGAACUGAAACCAGAGCAAGGACAUGGAGACUAUGCACGAGCGCUGGAACUGUACAGAAACAGAGUCGCACGGCAGAAGCAACAGAAGGAGAAGCUACUGCAGGGGCUUGCAUCGUUGACUGAGCAGAACCCUCAAUUGAGACCCAGAUCGAGCCUCGACCACGAGAGAGACAGUGACGAGGAAGAGGAGGCAGGGUGGAAUCUCGAUCACCUGGAAUUGCUCAAGAGACUUGGAGGGCUGACGGGGACAGAUGUGGGAAUGACGACCUUGGACUGGAGGAACGAGCUCAAAUGGGAGGAGAUGAUGGAGAUGGAGAGGGAGCAGGAGCGGGAACUCUCUGGACGGAGCUGGCCUCUCUAA
Molecule: messenger RNA, 3813 nt
Organism: Gamsiella multidivaricata
Lineage: Eukaryota; Fungi; Mortierellomycota; Mortierellomycetes; Mortierellales; Mortierellaceae
Exons: 2
Coding region: 1-3813 (1270 amino acids)
Molecular function (GO): protein binding
Source: RefSeq, a predicted model, not a curated record